This is a messenger RNA of Triticum dicoccoides, 1065 nucleotides long. RefSeq names its product BTB/POZ and MATH domain-containing protein 1-like. The transcript has a single exon. Lineage: Eukaryota; Viridiplantae; Streptophyta; Magnoliopsida; Poales; Poaceae. The record is from RefSeq and is a predicted model, not a curated record. Gene Ontology annotation, biological process: protein ubiquitination. Bases 1 to 1065 code for a protein of 354 amino acids. Gene Ontology annotation, molecular function: protein binding.
AUGCCGGCCGCCGCUGGCAAGCCGUCCCGAUCAGCCUCCGCCAUCACCCCCUCCACAGUGAGAGGGUACCACCUCCUCAAGAUCGACGGCUACUCCCUCACCAAGGGCGUCCCUACCGGAGAUAAGAUAAAGUCUGGCUCUUUCACCCUGGGAGGACAUCGAUGGCACAUCGGUUACUAUCCCAACGGCUUGCAACCACAAUAUGCCGACUACAUAUCCCUGAACCUUCAUCUUGAUUCCAAUGUCACCGCGGCGGUGAAGGCACAACACAAAUUCAGUUUUGCGGAUGAGGUAAUGAACCUACCUCCUUCGCUGGUAUCAACAACAGUACACACCUACAGUAGUCUGCUAGGCUGGGGGCCUAUUAGUUUCAUGAAAAGGGCAGACUUGGAGAAGUCUGAGCAUCUCAAGGACGAUUCUUUCACCAACAGGUGUGAUAUCCUUGUCAUCAUGGAUUACCGUGCAGAGGAUUUGCCAGAAGACACUCCAGCAUUUGUCACUGUGGCCCCAUCUGACCUGCACCAGCACCUCGCAGAUCUCCUCAAGACUGAGAAGGGUGCCGACGUAGUCUUCGAGGUUGGUGGUCACACGUUCGCAGCACACCGCUGCGUGCUCGCUGCCCGGUCACCGGUCUUCAGUGCGGAGCUCUUUGGUGGUAUGAAGGAGGGCGACACCGCAGGUGUGGUGCGCAUAGAUGAAAUGGAGGCGCAGGUGUUCAAGGCGUUGCUCUGUUUUGCGUAUACCGAUUCCUUACCGGUGACAGAAAAGGAAGAUGAAGAUGUCAUGUGCCAGCAUCUGCUUGUUGCGGCUGACAGGUAUAACAUGGAGAGGCUAAAGACUAUUUGCGAGGAAAGGUUAUGCAAGUACAUCAAUGGAGGCUCAGUAACGACCAUCCUGACGUUAGCUGAGCAGCACCACUGUGAGGGCCUAAAGAAGGCGUGCUUAAGUUUUCUUGGCUCCCCGGCAAAUCUUAGAGCUUUGUUGGACAGCGACGGCUUCGAUCAUCUGAGCAGGAGCUGCCCUUCUGUUAUUAAGAAUCUGAUUGCCAUGUCAGCCCUUGUUUAG